This is a messenger RNA of Plectropomus leopardus (leopard coralgrouper), 4236 nucleotides long. It is a transcript of the gene gtf2ird1, whose product is annotated as GTF2I repeat domain containing 1. Gene Ontology annotation, cellular component: nucleus. Gene Ontology annotation, molecular function: DNA-binding transcription factor activity. Lineage: Eukaryota; Metazoa; Chordata; Actinopteri; Perciformes; Serranidae. The record is from RefSeq and is a predicted model, not a curated record.
UUUUACUGGAUUACAGAACAAAGAAAGGGGAAAGGGACACCCUGCUCUGUUAAGGGAAAAAAGAGAAAUAAACUAAGAAAAAAUACACAAAUAAUAGAGUGCAAAGCGUGCGAUCGGAGUCAACAUUGUGAUGUUUCGGAUUACGAUGUUUUAGCAGGCGGCACAGCUACAUUGUGGAUGGGAAUUGUGAGCGUUUCUGAUGGAUUAAAACGGGGGAAUAAACCUAUUCCGGGAUUGACAGCAGCAACAAGGCUAUUUAAUCGCUAAUUAAGAGGCAUGGCUCAGAUGAGGAAGCUGGCAUGUGAUGGCAUCAGGACAAACUCCCGGGGCGACCCACAGGCCCCGCUGGUGUCAGCCAGACAGGAGAUACUCACCAGCCUGGUGUCUGCCCUCGACUCAGUGUGCAUGGCGAUGUCUAAGCUCAAUGCAGAGGUGGCGUGUGUCACCGUACACGAGGACAGUGUGAUUGCUGUGGGCACAGAUAAGGGCAGAGUGUUUCUCAACUCCAGGAGGGAAAUCCAAACAGACUUCUACAAGUUUUGCCGGGGGCCAUGUCUGCAGAAUCUGACCAUAGCAAAUGCCCAUACCAAAGACCAGGAAGGCGAUCUCAGCAAACUGAGCAAGGAUGGCGAGCAUGGGAAACCACGAGCUCCAUCAGAUGCCCAGUCCAACAUCUUUGUUCUGAGAAAGAUGGUGGAGGAAGUCUUCACUGUACUGUACAGUGAGGCAGUGGGAAAGAGCAGCCUGGUCCCUGUGCCUUAUGAGUGGAUCCAGAAGGACCCUAGCUGUGUGGUGGCCCAUGGUUUGCCUGAAGGAGUCACCCUGAAGAAGCCCUCUGAGUAUGACACCAAGACACUGAUGAAGAUCUUGGAGCAGAGCCACCGCAUCCAGUUCACCGUAAAAAGGCCAGCAGAAGAUUUAUCUCGUGAAGCCAAGGCCAGCACUGAUGUCAAUCACAACUCUUCCACCGCCGUCAUGACACCGAGCAGCCAUGGCGCAGGAAAGACCACCGCCCAGGUAGCCCCGUCAUCCAGUCCUGCCACUUCCAGCAACUCUGUUCUGUCGAACUUCCUGUACGGCAUGCCCAUGUCCUCCAAACCUCACCCGGAUGGCAAGCUGGAUUUCAAACCCAUGUCCCUCCUCAACCUGGGCAAGGACAGACAGGCCAACUGGACAGCGGGGACAGACAAGAUAAGCACGGCUGUUAAGGACAGUGCGAAUAACGAUGAGACAACACGGCUACCUGCUGAGCAAGGUCAGAGCCCUCCUGGCAUCCACAUCUCCAAGAGGCUACUAUUCUCCAUAGUGCAUGAAAAAUCAGAAAAAUGGGAUUCUUUCAUUCGGGAAACUGAGGACAUCAACACGCUGAGGGAAUGUGUUCAGAUCUUGUUCAACAGCAGAUAUGCUGAGGCCCUGGGUCUAGAUCACAUGGUGCCUGUCCCCUACCGCAAAAUAGCCUGCGACCCAGGGGCUGUGGAGAUCAUUGGCAUUCCUGACCAGAUCCCCUUCAAGAGACCCUGCACCUACGGAGUCCCAAAGCUCAAACGCAUCCUGGACGAGCGCCAUGGAAUCCGCUUCAUUGUCAAACGAAUGUUUGAUGAAAGGAUUUUCACUGCUGCUGGCAAAAUUGCAAGGGAGGAGGGCAAGCAUGACCUGGGCUCCAUGCCUGAAGACGGCUUCCUUGACAAUCUGAGCAUCCCGCCCACCACGGCCGAGUUGGUCAGCAAUCCUCACAGCAGCAGAUCAGCAAGUGCAUGCGUGAGUCCCUUGGCUGACUGUGAAGCAGGUCCUUCAGGAGAUUGCAUUCCUUUGAAAAGGAUUAAAACAGAGCCUCCAGAUGGGGAAAUCAUUCAAGUUACAGUGCCAGAUGCUGGUACAAGUGCGGAGGAGGCCAGUGAGUCUGUGGCCGAGCCGGUCGCAGCUCCAGCGUGUCCACCCACAGCCUCGCCCUCUGCUUCCUCAGCCCCUCCUGCUCCGUCUGCUCCCUCUGCUCCCCAUCACCAACUGGAAAACCACGCAGCUGAAGCUCUGUCACCCAGUGCGGCCUCCCAGAGCAUCAGAAGAUCCUCUGAAGCAGGGAGUUUGGUGGAGGACAUUGGUGAAAUGAUUCUUCAGCUUCGGAGACAAGUGGAGAGCCUCUUCAGCAUUAAGUACGCUGAGGCUCUGGGCCUGCCUGAACCAGCCAAGGUGCCCUACUCCAAGUUCCAGAUGUACCCGGAGGAUCUGAGCGUCACCGGGCUGCCCGAGGGAAUCUCCCUCCAGCCCAACUGUUUUGGAGCGGCCAAACUGCGCAAGAUCUUAGCUGCUAGCAGCCAGAUUCAGUUUGUCAUCAAAAGGCCCGAGCUGUUAACUGAGCAAGUAAAACAAGAGAUGCCUUCCAUGCCCAUCUGUGAUGCAGAGUUGGAUGCCAAGGAUGCAGCGCCAGUAACAGAGGACACUGCAGCUAUAUCUAAGAGACCUGGUUUCUCAGAGUGCCUGGAGUCCAAGCUGUCCAGGAUCGACCUGGCCAACACGCUGCGAGAGCAGGUCCAAGAUCUGUUCAACAGGAAGUAUGGGGAGGCAUUGGGUAUUAAAUACCCUGUCCAAGUGCCUUACAAGAGGAUCAAGAACAACCCGGACUCGGUCAUCAUCGAGGGCCUUCCCCCCGGCAUCCCCUUCAGGAAGCCCUGCACGUUCGGCUCCCAGAACCUCGAGAGGAUCCUGGCGGUCGCUGACAAAAUCAGUUUUACCAUCACCAGACCUUUUCAAGGACUCAUUCCAAAACCAGCACCUCGACGCGUCACUUUACUAAAGAAGGCCUACGCCUCGAUAAGUGAUGACGACGACAUUAACCGCAUGGGGGAGAAAGUAGUCCUUCGAGAGCAAGUCAAGGAACUGUUUAACAAGAAAUACGGUGAGGCUCUGGGUUUAGACCGCUCCGUCGUGGUCCCGUACAAGCUAAUCCGUGGCAGUCCGGAGUCUGUAGAAGUCAGUGGCCUUCCAGACGACAUCCCUUUCCGAAACCCCAACACCUACGACAUCGUGUGCCUGGAGAAAAUCCUUCAAGCCGCAGAUAAAAUAACAUUCAACAUCAAGAGCCAGCUACAACCUUUUGCAGAAAUCUGUAGCCAAGCUUGUAACACAGGAACAGACGCCUCCACCAACCGACGAAAGCGCAAGAGAGUUCAGGAGAGCAACCGCGUACCCGCCUCCUCUGACCUCGGUUUAUCAACCAAUCAGAUUCCAGUGAUGCAGUGGCCCAUGUACAUGGUGGACUACAGCGGAGUGAAUGUGCAGGUUCCCGGGAAAGUCAACUACUGAAGGACGGACCUGGACUGCAGCAAAGGGAUAAAAGGCGGAGGGCGUCAGUGAUAUUGGACUCCUGACUCCACGUGCGACACUAACACUUUGUCAGUGCUCAGACUGAAAACGGUCUCUGCAGGCUGGAUACAGAGAGCUGGAGUUGUGACUCUGUGAAUGACGUCCUGAGUGUUGAGAAACAACAGAAUGUAUGUGGAUCAGAAAUGUUGCAGGGCAAAAGCUUUCUGCCUCCCGCCGCCACACGGUGUCGGCACGACAGAAACCACUUUUUGUUUCCCCUCUGAAGCUGAUCAUGACGGUAAUAUUGUUUUUAAAAGUCAUGUUUCUGCCCUUGCAUUUACGACUUGUCCAUCCACCGAGUCAUGUUGUUGUAUCCAGCAUUUGGUUGCAAUGUAUUACUGACAAAAAAAAAUGUCUUUGAUAACGAUCUGGUUCCAUAAUAUUCAGAUAUUUGUACUUUUUAUUUAUUAUAUUUAUUGAAAUAUAACAUUAUGUGCAGGGAUGUAAAAUACAUUAUUCUGUUAUACAGCUCCUCGAGGAACUACCACAACGCUAACACACGCUACUAGUCACUCUUACAGGUAACCGCUGAGAUCAGAUUAAACAGCAGCAACAAAGUGUCUUAAUUGGGCGUUGUGGCGACCACAAGCCGUCAGAAAUUAAAGGAGACAAAACGGACCCGCCCGACAGGUAGAACCUGUGCUCGCACGGCGGCAGGAAGCACCUGCAGUAAACACAAGACCUUCAGCAAACAGCCUUUUCAUGUUAGCACCACAUUAACAACAUGUAAAAUAUCUCAUUUAAAGUCAGCCUGAAUGUAUCUGUAAAGGAAAGAAUGGUAUGUUAUUCUGCGAUGACUGUCUCUGGACUAACGAUAUUUAAUAUGCUGUACCUUAACGCCAAUUAGGCCUUUGAAAUAAAAUGUGUUGCCUUGCA